Molecule: messenger RNA, 4006 nt
Organism: Chenopodium quinoa (quinoa)
Lineage: Eukaryota; Viridiplantae; Streptophyta; Magnoliopsida; Caryophyllales; Amaranthaceae
Exons: 15
Coding region: 168-2504 (778 amino acids)
Source: RefSeq, a predicted model, not a curated record
UGGGGAUAAGUCUCAUGUUCAAAGUGGACAGGGAGUUGGGGAUGAGAACCCAGAGCUUGGUGGAAAUGAGUUAGGGGAUAAGAACAUAGAGGAAGAGGAACCCCCAUAAGAAGAAAGCAGCAGAAGAAAAAGAAAGCAGCGUCCCGGAAAAGAAAAAGCAUUUGAAAAUGUCGUUCCAAUUGUCAUUACGGAAGUAUCCUGUUAUGAGGAUUUAUCCAGACAGAGUAGUCGACGCAGUACCAAAAGGCACUACUCAAAAGGAAUGGAUUAGGGAGGCUGGAUUUUCCACAUUUCUAGAUGUGAAGUUUAAUGAACUUGACCGGUUUUUUCUGUCGUGGUUAAUGGGUCGGUGGGAUCCUGAAACCCAGUUACUACGCAUUAGGGAUGAUUAUGAGAUCAAGAUCACUGAUGAAGUGGUGGGGUGGAUAUAUGGGCUGCCGUUCAGUGAUUAUACAUUCACUAUUGAAGACAGUGUUACAGAGGACAAAGAGUACAAGAAGCUGAAGACUUCCUAUUCCAACAGAGGGGGUAUAGGUUAUGGCAUUGUUCAUGCUGAUAUGACAGAGAAUCUGAACAACAAGGAGAGGUUCUUGCAGUCCUAUGUUUUGUAUGUAUUUGGCAACCUAAUAUGUACAACUCUGAACAAUUGGAUUAGUCCACUAUUAUGCUGGAUUUUGAAGUCGCGGUACCUGGAAGAUGCACGGAAUUGGAAUUUUUCAAAGUUUGUGCUUGACUGGAUGAUCAAGCAGCACAAAGAACUGGAUGCAGAGAAGGGUGGCGUCAAGGGAUCCCCCAUCGUGCUAAUGAUUACAUACCUUGACAGAUUGAAAUUAGGCGAUAAAGGGCAUCGGUGGCAUACCGAUAGACCAAGGCUUGGAAUGUGGCAGCAAGCUGAUAUUGAACGCGCGAUUCGUGCAGACUCUACUGCUGAUGGGUCGUAUGGUGCAACAGAGGUUGUUAGGGAUGUUGUGUAUGGGAAAGAAUACCCUAUUGGUCCGCGGAAGGACCUUCCUGUGUGGAUGAUGAGUCCGCCUCCUGUGAAUCCUAAAGUUACCGUCGUAGAAAGGAAAAGAAAGAGACGCAAAUGCAGAGCACAGGUCAGGGACUUGAAAGAAUACAAAGACAUUCAACACUAUAGUUCUUUCGGAGAAGAUGAGACAAGCAAAGGACAUGAGGAAGAGGCCAAUGUAGGACGAACUCAAAGGAGUAACAGAAAAAAGACAAAUAAUCAGGAACUUCGUGUAGUUCCACCUGCUUUAACCCCUGCACGGGUUACAAGAUCAAGAAGCAGGUUGAUACAAAGGCAAACACCUGUUGAAGGGGAUAAAAAUGUACAAAUGAAAACAAGGGAAACAAGCACCACUGGGAAAGGUGGCAGAACAAAAACAAAGGAUGUUAUCACAAAAAAGAAAAGGACAAAAGGUAAAAAGGAAUCAAGUGAGGAUGAUUUAAGCACUGAGAGCAACAGUGAGGAUGACGAAGCUGAUGACGAUGAUGAGGACAAGGAUAGGAAUACGGAGGACGAUGAAGAUGAUGAAGAAACUGCAAGUGAUGAUGGGAGUGAAGGGGGACUAGGAAAUAAUGGUGAUGAUGACGAUGAGCCUAAUAUAGAGGCCACAAACCCCAAAUCUGGGAAAGGAGAUGUGGGUGGGCCUGAUAAUGAAAAGAAUGGUAACGAGGGAAAUGAUGGUGAUGAAGAUAAAACGGUGGAAGAUGGUGGUGGGGAAGGCGGGGGUGAUGAUGACCGGAAUGAAAACAAUGCAGAACCAGAAGUGGACUGCGACAGCGAUUACCUGAGCGACAUUGAUGACAAUGAGGGCUUGCCCCAGAUUUUUUAUCACCAGAGAUGCAGCAUCACGGCGAUUUGUGACAGAAGGUCAAACUAUACUACGUUUAAGGAUCAGAUUUUGUUCAAGUGGUAUGAUGUAACAGUCAACCGUCAAUUGGUACACAAAGCAUGUAAGAAGAAGUCUCCCAUUCCAAUAGAGGUUAUGGACGCAUUUGCAGUUUACACAAACAAUGAAGACUCCGGUAAUGCAGAUUUUGGAUUGUACGUCUUUAGGCCAUCAUUUUUGUGCAACCUACUGGAAGAGGAUGCAAAACCUAAGCCUGCUGUUGAACAACUCUUGAUUGAUGAAUCGGAAAUGAUCGACAACUAUUUCUUGGCUGGAGGGAGAAAAUUCAAGGAUAAUCGGAAGGUGAUUAUGCCCAUAUUUGUCGAUGGAGGAUGGUGUGUUUACAUUCUCAAUGUGGAACGCAAAAAUGUAUUUAUAAUUGAUUUCCAAAACACGCCUGAAGAGGAUGAGGAUGAAGAAGACAAAAGGCAUGAGGAUAGGAUAUUGGUAUUGGGAAAAUACUUUAAGCAGAUUCUUGGAUUGACAGUCGAUGCACUCUUGGAAGGUCCGUCACCAGACGUUGAAACGUAUAGGUUUGUCAAGUGUGAGGACGUACCAACAGCAAAAUCAGUCCAUGAGACGGGCAUGGUUUGUAUCCUCUUCCUCUAAAGUCAAACCCAGUUUGUUUUCUCAUGGCUUCGUAUGUAUGAAAAGAAUGAUCUCCUGUUUCGAAAAUAAAUGAUAUGGAGGAUGUUAAUGGGGACGUGCAAUGAAGUCAAAAACAACCUAGAUGGUCUACUUUUGUAGAUUUGGGGACAUUUGAAGUAUGAACAAUUUAUUUUCUAUGUUUCAAGUCAAAUCGAACUAGGUAAUUUCUUUAAGCAGAAACUUUUAACUUUUUAGUCUUUGUCGUUUUUUUAAACAAGGGAGUAGUCUAAACUAUUUAACAUUUCCUCCUCUGUUUUUAAUUAAACAGCCUCACCAUGAAUUUCCAAAAAUCAUAGUAUUAUAUUUGGAGUCAUAUUAUUAUUUGUAGAAUCAUAUCAUAAAUUAGCAUAAUGUCUAUAAUCGCAUUUUAUUGCAUUUAGAAUUAGUUGUUAACAUUCUUUAAAUUACCACUUGGUUGCAUAAGCAAUACACAAUGAAAUGCAGAAAAUUACAAUUACACACAUCCACCUAUCAACAGUUGUUUUAUCCAUCAUCUUGAUUUGCAAGUCCAUGCUUGCCUUUUCAAUAAUGACCAAUUUGAGAACCAAUGACUCGGAAUAACUCUUCAUCUCUAAUAUUUUCUCUCGUAACAUGUUAUUUUCAACCUUAUACUUGUCUACCUCGCACCUCAACAACAUGCAUUGUUCUUUUAGUUGUGUCAAUGCAGUCCUUAAAUUAUUUGAUUCAACCUCGUUUGUUUCAUCUUCCCAACAAAAAUAACCACAGUCAUCAUCCUAUGCAUGAAAAUCAAUUCAAUUUUAUGCGUAUACAAAAUAACAGAAUUAUUUAUGAAAAAAAAAAUUGGGGACAUAACCUAACCUUCCAAUAUGAACAGCGGUAAAAUUUCCUUCCGGCGUUAGAUGUUUUUUUGCACACUAGUUUCUUGGCUGGUAGAUUGUGCUUGCAUGAAUGUAAGCCGGAGUCAUCGAGAUAGUAAGAAGAAGUGAAUGAUUCAUUAUUGGAGGAAGUUUCUUCAACUACAGUCAUCUUAACAUUCAAUUUUUAUAUGAAUAUGAUUGAAGCUUUGUCUCAAAGCCCUAAUUAUUUGAAUGCCAUUCAAUUGUAGCAAAAGAGUAAUUUAUAGACAAGGCUGUUGACCGUUGAUGAUUCAAAUAUAACAAGUGACCGUUGGAAGAAAAUAAUAUUUUAUUCCCAUGAUACAUAAAAUCAGAUUCAUGUUUAAAGUAUCAUUUUAUCAUUUACAGUUUGUUAUACCGUUUACAGUAUACAUACAACUAAUACAAUACAUUAGUGUACACAGUUUUGAUAUAACAUAUACAACAACAUAGACUACAACUUUGAAGGUACACUAUUGUGAGAACAACAUAUACCUAAACAUAACUAAUGAUAUUUGCCGUAAUCAACAUUGCGGAGUGUAAUUCCCAUAUUUCAUUGGGUAUGGCUUUCCAUAAACAACACCUUCAACAUCAUGUGAAACCAAUGGUGUAUGGUUAAUAAUUUUG